GUGAAGCACUACCUUUUUUUUGCUCUUGUCCCAGGGAGCACAACUUUACUCCUUUCUUUUCUGUCCAGUCUCCACUAAACAAAAGAACCUCUGGACAGUUUACCACUCUCCAGGACCUGAAGCCUCUACAGGAGUGCGACAGGACUGGAGAUCUCUAUGCUCAGGAAUAUUGUCACUCUUCCUUCAUCAGAACAACUGUAACAAGCAAUCAAGAAACUUAAUUAGGGAAAUUGGACAAACCUUCAACCCCUAUCAUAAUGGGGGGGAUAUGGCUGGCCAAAUUUAUGCUGGGAUGUACAGCACUGUGGUAUGCAGAGCAAGCUCAGGGCCAGCUGGAACUCGGUGACCAUCAAGUGGACAGGUUUGCAGGCUAUGAAGACAGACAAGCACUCAGGGUGAGAAGGAGAGGACAGGACACGUUAAGAGGACCAAAUGUUUGUGGAUCUCGGUUUCAUUCAUAUUGUUGCCCAGGGUGGAAAACACUACCAGGCGGAAACCAGUGUAUUGUUCCAAUCUGCCGGAACUCAUGCGGAGAUGGAUUUUGCUCACGGCCGAACAUGUGUACAUGCUCCAACGGACAACUUUCUCCAACUUGUGGAGCUGGUGCAGUUAUGAAUUGCAAUGUGCGCUGCAUGAACGGUGGAUCCUGCAAUGAGGACUCAUGUUCCUGUCAGAAAGGAUACACUGGGACCCACUGUGGACAACCUGUAUGUGAAAACGGUUGUCAGAAUGGAGGACGUUGUAUCGGGCCAAACAGAUGUGCCUGUGUUUAUGGAUUUACUGGACCUCAAUGUGAAAGAGAUUACCGUACCGGACCAUGUUUCACACAAAUCAGCAACCAAAUGUGUCAAGGACAGCUUAGUGGUAUUGUGUGCACAAAGACAUUGUGCUGUGCUACCAUUGGCCGUGCCUGGGGUCAUCCUUGUGAGAUGUGUCCUGCUCAACCACACCCUUGCCGUAGGGGAUUCAUACCAAAUAUCCGAACUGGAGCUUGCCAAGAUGUGGAUGAAUGUCAAGCUAUACCUGGCCUGUGCCAAGGUGGUAACUGUAUCAAUACAGUUGGAUCCUAUGAGUGUAAAUGCCCAGCUGGACACAAACAGAGCGAGACCUCACAGAAGUGUGAAGAUAUCGAUGAAUGUAGCACAAUCCCUAAUGUGUGUGAUGGAGGGGAGUGCACCAACACUGCUGGAAGCUAUGUCUGCAUAUGUCCUAGAGGGUUUACCGCAAGCUUGGAUGGGUCACGUUGCAUUGAUCAGAGGGCUGGGAGCUGUUUCUCUGCAUUAAUUGGUGGUCGGUGUGCUGGAGAACUUCCUGGUCAAUACACAAAAGGACAAUGUUGUUGUGAAACUGGACGUUGCUGGGCCUUAGGUCAAACCCCUGAGAUGUGUCCAGUCAGAGGGAGCGAUGAAUACCGAAGACUUUGCAUUGAAAGCCUACCCCUUGGCCCUGCAUACCCAGGAACCUAUCCUAUUGGCCCUGGUGGUGUUGGACCAGGUGGAAUUGGGCCAGGGAUUAUUGGGCCUGGCGGUAUUGGACCAGGGGGUAUUGGACCUGGUGGAUUUGGCCCAAUUGGGAUCGGACCUAAUGGACAAGGACCAAUAUCAGGAUUGCCUAGUGUCGGCACAGAAAUUGGAACAGCAACACUAAACCAGACUGGAGAUAUAUGCAAACACUUUACAAACCUGUGCCAGAAUGGGCGUUGUAUCCCCACGCCAUCCAGUUAUCGAUGUGAAUGCAAUAUGGGUUACAAACAGGACAGCCGACUUGAAUGUAUAGAUGUCGAUGAGUGCGCCAGCAGUCCAUGCAUUCACGGAGACUGUGUGAACACGCAAGGAUCAUACCAAUGUAGGUGUCAUGAAGGAUUUCAGAGCAACCCCACCAGACAAGCAUGCAUUGAUAUUGAUGAAUGCAUCAUGAAUGGAGUGAUGUGCCGUAAUGGCCGCUGUGUGAACACAGAGGGCAGUUUCCAGUGUAUCUGUAAUGCUGGGUUUGAAACUACUCCAGAUGGAAAGAACUGUGUGGAUCACGAUGAGUGCGCAACCACAAAUAUGUGCUUAAACGGGAUGUGUAUUAAUGAGGACGGCAGCUUUAAGUGCAUCUGUAAGCCAGGCUUUGUAUUGGCACCAAAUGGACGCUACUGUGUUGAUGUAGACGAAUGUCAGACACCAGGAAUCUGCAUGAACGGACGCUGCAUUAACACAGAAGGUUCCUUCCGUUGCGAAUGCUUGGGUGGACUGACCAUUGGCAUUGAUGGACGCGUUUGUGUGGACACCCAUAUGCGCAGCACUUGUUAUGGAGGCAUUAAGAAGGGAACUUGUGCCCGUCCGUUCCCUGGCGCUGUUACCAAAUCUGAGUGUUGCUGUGCUAAUCCUGACCAUGGAUUUGGGGAACCUUGCCAGCCUUGCCCAGCCAAGAACUCUGCUGAAUUUCAGGCUCUUUGCAGCAGUGGUAUUGGUAUAACUGCAGAUGGCAGAGAUAUUAAUGAAUGUGCCUUGAACUCUGAAAUUUGCCCUAAUGGCAUCUGUGAAAACCUUCGUGGCAGCUAUCGUUGUAUCUGUAAUGUGGGCUAUGAAUCAGAUUCAAGUGGGAAGAACUGCGUGGAUGUCGAUGAGUGUGCAGUGAACCGCCUGCUCUGUGACAAUGGCCUGUGCCGUAACACUCCUGGAAGCUUCACCUGCCAAUGCCCCAAGGGUUAUGUUUUUAAGCCUGAGUCUGAGACUUGUGAAGAUAUCAAUGAAUGUGCUUCCAACCCCUGUGUCAAUGGUGUCUGUAGAAACAAUGCUGGCUCUUUCGUGUGCGAGUGCUCAUUUGGAAGUAAACUGGAUUCCACCGGAACUGUUUGUGUGGAUAGCAUGAAAGGAACAUGUUGGUUGAACAUCCAAGAUGGUCGAUGUGAAGUCAACAUCAAUGGCGCCACUUUGAAAUCUGAAUGCUGUGCCACAUUAGGAGCUGCCUGGGGAAGCCCUUGUGAACGUUGUGAAAUUGACACUGCAUGCCCAAGAGGUUACUCCAGGAAGAAGGGAGUUGCAUGUGAAGAUGUAAAUGAAUGUGAAGUAUUCCCAGGUGUGUGCCCUAAUGGACGUUGUGUCAAUUCUGCUGGUUCUUUCAAGUGCGAAUGUCCUGAAGGCUUAAUCCUGGAUGGGUCUGGCAGAAACUGUGUUGAUAUACGUGUGGAACAGUGCUACUUGAAAUGGGAUGAGGAUGAAUGCACUUCUUCUUUGCCUGGAAAAUACAGAAUUGAUAUGUGCUGCUGCACUGUGGGUGCUGCCUGGGGUAUCGACUGUGAAGAGUGCCCAAAACCUGGUAGUGAUGAAUAUAAGACCACUUGUCCAAGAGGACCUGGCUUUGCUAACAGAGGAGACAUUCUCUCUGGUCGUCCAUUCUACAAAGAUGUCAAUGAAUGUAAGGUAUUCAACAGCUUGUGCAACCACGGAACAUGCCGAAACAGCAUUGGAAGCUUCAGGUGUAUUUGUGAGAGUGGAUUUGCUCUGGAUGCUGAAGAAAGGAACUGUACAGACAUCGAUGAAUGCCGGAUUUCUCCUGACCUCUGUGGCUAUGGAACUUGUGUCAAUACUCCUGGAAGCUUUGAGUGUGAAUGCUUUGAUGGUUAUGAGAGUGGAUUCAUGAUGAUGAAGAACUGUAUGGAUAUCGAUGAAUGUGAAAGAGACCCACUGCUGUGUAGAGGAGGAACAUGCAUCAACACUGAUGGCAGCUUUGAAUGUAUUUGCCCCCCAGGCCAUGAGCUGACUACAGAAGGCAAUGCCUGCGUUGAUGUAAAUGAGUGUUCUUUGAGUGAUAACCUCUGCAGGAACGGGCGGUGCGUCAACAUGAUUGGAACUUACCAGUGCUCUUGUGAUUCUGGCUUCCAGUCUACUCCUGAUCGCCAGGGUUGUAUCGAUAUUGAUGAAUGUACAAUCAUGAAUGGAGGAUGUGACACCCAAUGUACCAACUCAGAAGGCAGCUAUGAAUGCAGCUGUAGUGAGGGAUAUGCACUUAUGCCUGACAAAAGAUCGUGUGCUGAUAUUGAUGAAUGUGAAGACAACCCAGACAUUUGUGAUGGAGGGCAGUGUACAAACAUCCCUGGAGAAUAUCGUUGCUUGUGCUUUGAUGGUUUCAUGGCUUCUCUGGAUAUGAAGACAUGUAUAGAUGUCAAUGAAUGUGACCUCAACCCUAACAUCUGCUUACAUGGCGAUUGUGAAAACACUAAAGGCUCAUUCAUCUGCCACUGCCAGUUGGGUUACUUUGUGAAGAAGGGAAGCACAGGAUGUACAGAUGUUGAUGAAUGUGAAAUCGGAGCACACAACUGCGAUAUCCAUGCAUCUUGCAUCAAUGUACCUGGAAGCUUUAAAUGCAAAUGUCAACCAGGUUGGGUUGGAGAUGGACUCAAAUGUGUUGACCUUGAUGAAUGCACCACAGAAGACCAUAACUGCAAUAUAAAUGCCAAUUGCGUUAACACUCCUGGAUCAUACCGUUGCAUGUGCAAUGAGGGAUUCAAUGGGGACGGCUUUUCUUGCUCAGACGUUGAUGAGUGUGCAGACAAUGUGAACCUGUGUGAAAAUGGCCACUGCUUAAAUGCCCCUGGAGGUUAUCGCUGUGAAUGUGAGAUGGGUUUUACUCCUACAGAGGACAGCAAGGCUUGUCAAGAUAUUGAUGAGUGUACUUUCCAGAAUAUUUGUGUCUUUGGAACUUGUCAGAACCUACCAGGAAUGUUCCGCUGUGUCUGCGACGAUGGUUAUGAACUGGACAGAAGUGGAGGAAAUUGUACUGAUGUGAAUGAGUGUGCCGACCCAGUGAAUUGUAUCAAUGGAUUGUGUGUGAACACACCAGGAAGCUACUUGUGCAACUGUCCACAGGACUUUGAGUUAAACCCCACUGGUGUGGGCUGUGUUGAUACUCGUGUCGGAAAUUGCUACUUGGAAACUAUAACCAGAGGUGAUGCUGGCCUCGCCUGCAGUGCAGAGAUUGGAGUUGGAGUUACAAGAGCAUCCUGCUGCUGCAGCUCCUUAGCACGGGCUUGGGGCAAUCCAUGUGAAAGCUGCCCUCUGGCCAACUCCACUGAAUACAAGACUCUGUGUCCAGGAGGAGAGGGAUUUAGACCAAACCCCAUUACAGUUAUUUUGGAAGAUAUUGACGAAUGUCAAGAACUACCUGGCCUGUGUCAGGGUGGAAACUGUGUAAACACUUUUGGAAGCUUUCAAUGCGAGUGCCCACUUGGCUACUAUCUGAAUGAAGAGACCCGCAUUUGUGAAGAUAUUGAUGAGUGCUCUACCCACCCUGGCAUCUGUGGCCCUGGUACUUGCUAUAAUACCUUAGGGAACUACACAUGUGUUUGCCCACCAGAGUACAUGCAAGUCAACGGGGGAAACAACUGUAUGGACAUGAGAAAGAGUGUGUGUUACCGUAACUACAAUGACACAUGUGAGAAUGAACUCUCCACCAACAUGACAAAGAAAAUGUGCUGCUGCUCCUACAAUAUUGGCAAAGCCUGGAACAAACCCUGUGAACCAUGCCCUGUGCCUGCUAGUCCGGAAUACCAAAUUCUCUGUGGAAAUCAAGCACCUGGAUUUAUUAUCGACAUCCGCACUGGCAAACCUAUGGAUAUUGAUGAAUGCAGUGAAAUCCCAGCCAUUUGCACCAAUGGAGUAUGCAUCAACCAGAUUGGAAGCUUCCGCUGUGAAUGUCCAAUGGGAUUUAGCUACAACAACAUUCUACUCAUCUGUGAAGAUAUUGAUGAGUGCAGCAGUGGCGAGAACCUGUGCCAGAUAAAUGCAGAUUGUAUUAAUAUCCCGGGAUCAUACCGCUGUGAAUGUUCCAGUGGAUACAAGCUGUCCCCCAGCGGUGCUUGUGUAGGCCGUAAUGAGUGCAAUGAAAUUCCCAAUGUCUGUAGCCAUGGAACAUGUGUGGACACAACUGGAAGCUACAUCUGUAUCUGUCACAACGGCUUCAAAGCAAGUGCAGACCAAACCAUGUGCAUGGAUAUUGAUGAGUGUGAUCGUCAGCCUUGUGGUAAUGGUACUUGCAAGAACACCGUUGGAUCCUAUAACUGCCUUUGCUUCCCUGGUUUCGAACUAACUCACAACAAUGACUGCAUGGACAUAGACGAGUGUUCCUCCCUUGCUGGACAAGUUUGCAGAAACGGACAGUGCAUCAACAAUGUAGGCUCAUUCCAAUGUCUGUGCCAGGAAGGAUAUGAGAUAACUCCUGAUGGAAAGAACUGCGUGGAUAUUAACGAGUGUAUUAGCCUGCCUGGAACCUGUUCUCCUGGUACUUGCCAAAAUCUGGAAGGAUCUUUCCGUUGCAUCUGCCCUCCAGGAUAUGCUGUGCAGAAUGAUAAUUGUAUUGAUAUCAAUGAAUGCGAAGACGAACCAAACAUCUGCCUAUUUGGAACUUGCACUAACACCCCUGGAAGCUUUCAGUGUGUAUGUCCUCCAGGAUUUGUCCUAUCGGAUAAUGGACGACGUUGCUUUGACACCCGUCAAAGCUUCUGCUUUACUCGAUUUGACAAUGGAAAAUGUUCCGUUCCUAAAGCAUUCAAUACCACAAAAGCAAGGUGUUGCUGUAGCACCAUGCCUGGAGAAGGCUGGGGAGAUCCCUGUGAGCUGUGCCCACAAGAAUCAAGUGUGGCUUUCCAGGAUCUUUGUCCUUAUGGCCAUGGUUCUGUUCAAGACCGAACUGACACCAGAGAAGAUGUCAAUGAAUGUGCUGAGACUCCUGGAAUUUGUGUCAAUGGGAUCUGUAUUAAUACCGAUAGCUCUUUCCGUUGUGAAUGUCCAUUUGGAUAUAACCUUGACUUCACAGGAGUUAACUGCGUAGACACGGAUGAGUGCUCCAUCGGGAACCCUUGCGGCAAUGGAACAUGUACUAAUGUGAUUGGAGGAUUUGAAUGUGCCUGUGAUGAAGGCUUUGAACCUGGACCUAUGAUGACUUGUGAAGAUAUCAAUGAGUGCACAAACCCCCUGCUGUGUGCUUUCCGUUGUAUAAACAUGUAUGGAUCAUAUGAAUGCACAUGUCCUUCUGGCUACACCCUAAGAGAAGAUCGCCGCAUGUGCAAAGAUUUGGAUGAAUGUGCAGAAGGUCUACAUGACUGUGAAUCCAAAGGCAUGAUGUGCAAGAAUCUCAUUGGUACAUUUAUGUGUAUUUGUCCACCUGGAAUGCAGAGGCGCCCCGAUGGCGAAGGAUGCAUGGAUGAAAAUGAAUGUCGCACAAAGCCGGGUAUUUGCCCCAAUGGACGCUGUGUGAAUACCAUUGGAAGUUACAGAUGUGAUUGUAAUGAUGGGUUCCAGGUCAGCGCCUCUGGAACAGAAUGUAUUGACACCCGUCAAGGAUCUUGUUUCACUGAAGUUCUACAGAUAAUGUGCCAGCUUUCAUCUACAAAUCGUAACAUGGUCACCAAAUCUGAGUGCUGCUGUAAUGGAGGUCGAGGCUGGGGCAACCAGUGUGAAUUGUGUCCCCUCCCAGGAACUGCAGUUUAUAAAAAGAUGUGUCCACAUGGUCCUGGCUUCACCACUGAUGGAAGAGAUAUUGAUGAAUGCAAAGUUCUGCCGAAUCUAUGCAAAAACGGCCAGUGUAUAAACACCAUUGGGUCUUUCCGCUGUCAUUGCAAUUUGGGCUAUACCACAGACUUCACAGGGACCACUUGUGUUGAUCUCGAUGAAUGUGCCCAAUCUCCUAAACCCUGCAACUUUAUAUGUAAGAAUACAGAAGGCAGCUACCAGUGUUCAUGUCCUAGAGGAUACAUUCUACAAGAAGAUGGCAAAACAUGUAAAGACUUGGACGAAUGUUCAACCAAACAGCACAAUUGCCAGUUCCUAUGUGUUAACACGAUUGGAAGCUUCAACUGCAAGUGUCCACCUGGAUUUACCCAACACCAGUCUUCAUGCAUUGAUAACAAUGAGUGCAGCGCUCAGCCAACCUUGUGUGGAGCUCGUGGCACUUGCCAGAAUAACCCUGGCAGCUUUGUUUGUGAAUGUCAGAAAGGCUUCUCCCUGGACAGCACAGGCAGUAACUGUGAAGACCUAGAUGAGUGUGAUGGCAAUCAUCGCUGUCAACAUGGCUGCCAAAAUGUGCUCGGUGGAUAUCGUUGUGGCUGCCCCCAGGGAUAUGUGCAACAUUACCAGUGGAACCAGUGUGUGGAUGAGAAUGAGUGCUCCAGCCAGUCAACAUGUGGCUCUGCCUCCUGCUAUAACACUUUGGGAAGCUUCAAAUGCAUCUGCCCCUCAGGCUUUGAUUUUGAGUCCUCUUUUGGUGGCUGUCAGGAUGUAGAUGAGUGCUCAGGUGGUGGUGGAAAUCCUUGCAGCUAUGGUUGCUCCAAUACUGAUGGUGGCUAUCUGUGUGGAUGUCCAUCUGGAUAUUUCCGAGCUGGCCAAGGGCACUGUGUAUCAGGUCUUGGAUUUGGCAAAGGUGGUUACAUCCCAGCUCCAAUUGAAGAAGAUGAAGACAACAUCCUAUCCCCAGAGAACUGUUAUGAAUGCAAGAUCAAUGGUUAUCCAAAGAGAGGAAGGCAGCGGCGCAGUGCUAAUGGAACCUCUGAACAUGAGAAUCAUAUCAGCCUGGCUAGCGUUGACAUAGAUGCUCCACUUAAAAUGAGCUUGAACAUUUCUGACUUGAUAAAUAAACAACAUAUCAUGGAGCUCAUGCCAGCUCUGGUGCCACUGGAGAACCAUGUACGCUACAUUAUCUCUCAAGGCAAUGAGGAUGGCAUCUUCCGCAUUCACCAGAAGGAUGGCUUAAGUUUUCUCUACCUUGGACGCAAGAAGGUGGUUCCAGGCUUGUAUAACUUGGAGAUCGCCAGUGUGCCUCUAUACCGUAAGAAGGAACUGCAGAAAUUAGAGGAUGAGAAGGACUUCAACUACCUCAGUGGUGAAAUAGGCCAAGCACUCAAGAUGAAAGUUAAGGUUCAACUUUAUUAACACCAUAAGCAGACACUCCUCAUGUGGCCUUCACAAGAUCCGAACUUUACAUUUAUAGAGAAAGUCUUCUUCUGUCUUGUGUAUAAUUAGCAAGCUUUUGAGUCAGAACCUCAGCACUAAGACAAAAAUUGAUGGGAAAUGUGGAAUAUGAUUUCAACAGUGACCAACGUCCGUAUGUAUUUUUGGAUUUUUUUUUUAUUCAUAGUAUUUUUGUUGUAUAAAAGUUGGGAGUGAGGUUUAAAAAUACAAGUUGACAGGGUGAGAAAAAAGUACAAUGGAUAGGAUGCAUUGGAUGUUCAGAGUGAAACCAGCAGAUGUAUACAAAGAUGGAGGGUGUGUAAUUCAUUUGUCUCCUUUUAAACCGCAAGACCAGGGAUGUUGAUAGGAGAAUGAAAUUAGUGCCUUAUGAUAGAAACAGUCAUGGUUUUACCAGAAAUGUUGCAAAAUCAGGUGUAUUUUGAACAAGAGUACUAUAAGACUGUACAUAUAAUAUUUGAAGGUAAAUCAUAUUAUAUCUGAGGAUUGGUUAGGUAGUUGCUACAAAUGAUUAGUACAAAUCCAAACUUAAUAUUUUGGAAUUAUGUGCAAUAGUUAUCAGUUCUUUGCAUAGAAGAACUGUUAACAUUUGCUAUUGUAUCAUCACUGUCAUUAACCAUGUGUGUAAACCAACUGACAUGAGUGAAGCCUGCAAGAUAUAUGUAAAACAUAAUUUAGUUUACAGCCAUAGUUCUCUUUGUUCUUAUCUUCCAUAAUGUCUGAUUUUUUUAGGUAGCCCCCAAAAAUAUUUUGGUUUUAUCUGGAUCAUAGCAAAAAAGUACCUAUAGAUACCGUCCCAUUAGGCACCAAGUAAAGUGUGGUCAAAAAACAAAAACACAAGUAUUAUGCUUUUAAACAAAGCUAUAUCUUACUUUACAUAAGUAAGAAGAAAAUAAUAAAAUAGAUAUUUAAGAUAGACUAACAUGUCACCGGCCAAAUGUUUUGAAGCUAGCUCAUAUGAUGGUGACUGGAGGUGCACUUUUUUUCAUUUUUUUUAAAGAAAGAGCUAUUAAAAUCUCAAUUGGUUGUUACACCAAAACCACCACAAGCUAGAAACAUUGUAUUUUUAUUUAUAAGACACAAAAAUAUUUAAACUAGUUGAUUAGAAGGAUAUUUGAUGCUUCCAGUUGUUCCAUGGCACUACGUUUCCUUAUAGGUGCAAAAUCUUAGUCUUUUAGAGGCAUUGCCUCUGGGAGACACAUUACCUCCUUUGUUCAAAUUACUGUAGUCUUCUAACCUCAGGCUGCAAAGGUAAAGGUAAGGAUCCUAAUAUAAUAUUAUAUAAGUAAAGACAGCAGCAGAGAACUGGUUUGCCUUCAUGUGCCAGGUAUGGCUGGUAUACAUUAAAAUGUAAUUGAGCUUCAGUAGUGAAAACCAUUCCAAAAUGGCAGCAGAUGAAACUAUAUCUCAGUCUGUGUUUUUCCUUCUACUGGACUGCUUGAAAAAAAAAAA
Bufo bufo (common toad) is the source of this 10397-nucleotide messenger RNA. Its product is annotated as fibrillin-2-like. Lineage: Eukaryota; Metazoa; Chordata; Amphibia; Anura; Bufonidae. The transcript has 65 exons. The record is from RefSeq and is a predicted model, not a curated record. Gene Ontology annotation, molecular function: calcium ion binding. The coding region runs from base 258 to 8909 and encodes 2883 amino acids.